Molecule: messenger RNA, 870 nt
Organism: Striga hermonthica
Lineage: Eukaryota; Viridiplantae; Streptophyta; Magnoliopsida; Lamiales; Orobanchaceae
Source: the annotation of a GenBank genome assembly
AUGGUUUUCCACCACAACAUGCUCAACCAGAGGCAAUGCCGCCUCCUGGCCGACAUGCUAGCGUCCGGUUACCAAACGAUUGCCGACCACAUGCGAAAGAACCUCGAAUUCAAAGAAAGGAACACGAAAUGGAAAGUCGUCGAGCAUCCUCUCCGCGAGCUCGUCCGCACCUUCCGGGAAUCAGAGUCCUAUAUAAGGCAGUGUUUGGAGACCAAAAGCUUCUGGGCCAAAGCAAUCUCCCUCUACCAAAGCACCGAUUGCAUCGAGUUUUACGUGCACAACCUCCUCACAGCCAUUCCCACAGCUAUCGAGGCCAUAGAGAUGGCGGGCCAGAUAUCUGGCACUGACCAGGAUGACAUAAUGAGGAGGAAGCUCGUCUACUCGGCAAAGUACAACAAGGAUGUGCGUGAUCCGCGCGUUUUUCAAAUGAUGUUCGGCGAUCAUUAUUUGGUCUCGCAGGAUUUUUGCACGCGUAUUGGGUCAGUGUGGGAUGAGGACCGGUGGCUUCUGCUCAACAAAAUUAAGGAGAAAAAGAGGUCGUCCUCCAAACGGGACCACCGUCUGGCGGAUAUGCUGAUGAGGUAUUUGAUGUGUAACAACAACUUUUCGGAAAUGAUGGGGGACGAGAUUUUGGUCCCGAGCUCGACUCUAGUGGGGUCCAAGGAUUAUCAGGUGAGGAGGCGGCUAGGGAAUGGGAGCCAUUACAAGGAGAUCCAGUGGCUUGGGGAGAGUUUUGCGUUGAGGCACUUUCACGGGGAGGUGGAGGCGCUGGUCCCGAGAUCUCGACCGAGCUCUCCCUCUCCCACCCCAAUGUACUCCACAUUCUAUGUGCCUUUGCUGAUGAGGAGCGAAAGGAAUGCUUCCUGGUAA